AGUAAUCAGAUAAUAAUGGAUGAGAAAUUCCAUGAUCGUCACAGAUCAUCGAAGAGACAACGGCCUUCUUCACAUGAAAGUAGCUCUAGAGAAAGGCACAAGUUAAGAAAGCAUAGUCCUCAAAAGCAGACUCCAGACUCUGAAUUCAGUUAUCUGGACUAUAAAAGAAAUCUGAACAAAAUUAUGACAUACAGUAAUGAUUCUAAUACAGUAGUAAACAGUCUUGACGACUUCUGGGUGUUUGUGAAAAAGUAUGAAAUGACAUUAAAAAAAGCAGGGAAACCAAUUAUAGAUAAUGAAUGUAAUCAAAAUGAAUUAAAUGAUAUUGGAUUACCAAUUAACUUUUCUAAGCAUGAUUGUAUAAAUUUUAUGAGUAAAAUGAAAUAUAUAGAAGUGUAUGAUGAGAGGGAAAAAAGAAAACUUGAUAAGAAAAUGUUUGAUUCAUUCUUAAAUAUAGUAUCAAUAUAUUUAGAUUUUAAAAAUAAAGAAAAAUUUGAGAAGUUAAAGAAAUUGAGAAAGGCUCAAAGUGAACUACCUGUUGCUAAAUAUAGAGAUGAAAUAGUGGCAGCCGUACAAAACGAGAAAGUAGUAAUAGUUGCUGGUGAUACAGGAUGUGGUAAAUCAACACAAGUGCCUCAGUACUUACAUGUAGCUGGUUUUAAAAAUAUUGCUUGCACCCAACCUAGAAGAAUAGCUUGUGUAUCUUUAUCAAAGCGAGUAGCUUUUGAAAUGCUGACUCAAUUUGAGACUAAAGUUGGCUACCAAAUUAGAUUUGAAAAAAGCAAAACAGCAGAUACGAAAAUAUGUUUUAUAACUGAAGGAUUACUGUUGAGGCAGAUGUCAUCAGAUAAUUUACCAAACUAUGACGUCAUAAUUCUUGAUGAGAUUCACGAGCGACAUUUGAUGGGUGACUUUCUAUUGGGCAUAUUAAAGUGCUUGAUACACACUCGUAAUGAUAUUAAACUAGUGCUUAUGUCAGCUACGAUCAAUAUAAAACUUUUUGAAGAUUAUUUCUCUAAAGAAUCAGCUGUUGUUAUUCAGGUACCAGGUCGACUAUUUCCUAUAGAACUGAAGUACAAGCCCAUUUUGAUAGAAGACAAGCCGACAAGAGAUGAUAGGCUUGAUCCUCAGCCCUAUGUGCAAAUUAUGCAAUUAAUAGAUAGCAAAUAUCCAAGCGAAGAAAGGGGUGAUCUCCUAAUUUUUAUGUCUGGUGUCCAAGAAAUUACUACAAUAUGUGACGCCGCUCAACAGUAUGCGGAGAAAACGAAAAAGUGGAUCAUUUUACCAUUGCACAGUGGAUUGUCCCUUACUGAACAAGAUAAGGUUUUCGAUUAUCCACCAGAGGGCGUCAGAAAAUGUAUAGUAUCAACAAAUAUUGCAGAGACAUCGGUUACAAUAGAUGGGAUAAGAUUUGUUGUUGAUUCUGGAAAGGUAAAAGAAAUGAGCUAUGAUUCAUCAACAAAAAUGCAGAGAUUAAAAGAGUUUUGGAUAUCAAAGGCAAGCGCUGAUCAGAGGAAGGGGAGGGCUGGACGAACCGGUCCCGGCGUAUGUUACCGAAUAUAUUCUGAAGAACAAUACUCUGAUAUGGAAGCGUUUAGCACUCCAGAAGUUUCUAGAGUUCCAUUAGCGUCCUUACUUCUAUUGAUGAGUUCUCUUGGUGUAAACGAUGUGAGACAGUUCCCUUUCAUAGACACACCACCUGUGGAGGCAAUCGAGGAUGCAUUGUUGGAAUUAAAACAACAUGGUGCUAUAACAUCGAACGAGAAAUUAACAGCACUGGGUAAGGCAUUGGCCAGUCUACCGGUGGACGUUUCGCUAGCAAAGGCACUAGUAGUCGCCUCUGCUAGUAUACCAACACACAAACUAGAUUCAGCCUUAGCCCUAGCCGCAGCCUUGGGAAUUCGGUCUAUAUACACUACUAGAGCUCAUAGAGACUUUGAGUGUGAGAACUCUCGUAAAUCAGACGAAUCGGAUCACGGUGAUCCAGUAACACUGCUGUCGUUAUACUGCGCGUGGUUGAGAGAAAAAUCUCGUGGUGGGGGCAGAGCGUGGUGUAAGAGACGAGGGCUUGAAGAACAGAGGCUGUACGAAUUGACCAAGCUGGCUGCACAGCUUAAUACCUUGUUACAGGAUAAUAAUUUGAAAGAGGCACCCGAACCUGAAACGAUGUCGUCAGCGGAAAGAGCGUUACGACACGGUCAGAUGAAGCAAUUGAAGGAUAUGAGAAGGCAGUAUAAACAAAAAGCAGCCGAAGAUUCAAAACGUCGUAAGCGCCUCAAGGUUGAUUCAUGGGAGAUAGUGGAUGAUAAAGAUGACGAUAAUAUAGUCGAUAUAAGAGAUAUAGAGUUCCGUAUGACAAAUGACUCCAGUAGAAUACGAGCUCUGAUCAAUGGUUCUAGUACGAAUAGCGGGAGAGAUCUUAUUAUGUUAAAGUUGGUACUCUGCAGAGCUUUGUAUCCUCAAGUAGCGGUGGCGGACGAAUACAACCAUUGUAAGUCAGUAUCAGAACAACUUUUCCAUACAUGGAGUAAACCGUUCGUGUUUCUCCAUCCUACAUCGAUAUUCGGUAAAAAUCCGAGACUAUUGCAACUCACAGACGCCGAUGUACAGACAGACGAGCCAUUUGGAUAUAAAAGCAGGCAACCCUUGUCUUCGAAACAUCAAAUGUUGUGUUAUUUAUCAUUAUUAGAAACAACUAAACCAUACAUAGUAAACUCAAUGCGAAUGCCAGCCGCUCAAACAUUGCUCCUUCUAGCACAUUCUAUAGAUACUAAUAUUGGAUUUACCAGAUUAGUGUGUGAUUCAUGGCUACUCUUAGAGUUUCCAUAUCCAGAGUCUGGCUUAAAUUUACUUAUGAAGGCUGUGAAGUUAAGACAACGCUGGGAGGCUCUUAUAAAUAGACGAUUGCUAGAUGCAAAUCCAAACAAAUCAGUUGAAAGUGAACUACAAAAGGCAAAUCAAUCAAAAUCAUCGUAUGAGGAGCUCCAAUAUGAACUGUCGUGUGAUAUAAGAACUUAUAUAAAUAGUGAUAUAUAUUAUACUAUAAAGAGAUGUUUACCAGGAGACCUAAAAAUUAUGUAUGUGGGUCCCGACGAAGUACAUCCAACUAUAGACCCUAAUCCCUUCGAACAAGGGUUCGAAUGUCGUCCUCACGAGAAAAAGGGUGGGGUUUAUGUUACUGAUAAUAUUGUUUUUAAUUGUGUUGUAGACACCGAGUGGAGUUACAAAAGCUAUGAAGAAACUUACAGCCUCCCUUGGACGUGUCCAGAUUGUGAGAUCUCUGUUUGUCUGUCACCUUUAGAGAGAUUACAGCAUAAAGAGUUUACGUGUUCUUCUAGAACGGAAGAGAAGGACGUAAAGAAGAAACCGAUUAAAGAAAAUAAACCUAACACUAAAGAAUUUGAAUGUGAUAUAUGUAAAUCAACAUUGUAUUUAACGCCUGUUGAAAUAUUGAAGCACAAAAAAGCAUGUAAUUAAAUUGUUCUUAAAAAAUCGUGGUAUUCUUUAUACAAUAAAG
Melitaea cinxia (Glanville fritillary) is the source of this 3517-nucleotide messenger RNA. Its product is annotated as probable ATP-dependent RNA helicase DHX34. NCBI's taxonomy places the organism in Eukaryota, Metazoa, Arthropoda, Insecta, Lepidoptera, Nymphalidae. The record is from RefSeq and is a predicted model, not a curated record. Gene Ontology annotation, biological process: nuclear-transcribed mRNA catabolic process, nonsense-mediated decay. Gene Ontology annotation, cellular component: intracellular anatomical structure. The transcript has 19 exons. Gene Ontology annotation, molecular function: RNA binding; ATP binding. Bases 16 to 3477 code for a protein of 1153 amino acids.